Molecule: messenger RNA, 1574 nt
Organism: Quercus lobata
Lineage: Eukaryota; Viridiplantae; Streptophyta; Magnoliopsida; Fagales; Fagaceae
Gene: UMAMIT11
Product: nodulin MtN21 /EamA-like transporter family protein
Exons: 7
Coding region: 127-1353 (408 amino acids)
Cellular component (GO): membrane
Molecular function (GO): transmembrane transporter activity
Source: RefSeq, a predicted model, not a curated record
CACAAAUUGAAGUGUUAUUCCUCUAUUUUCCUCUUUCACUUCCUACUCUUCCGAGUUUCUUCCUCUACUUAUCAUUCAGAAUCCUUAAGGUCUCUUCCUCUGAAAAAAAAAAAAAUUAGAAAGGAAAUGGAGGGACAAGGAUGCUUUGGAAGUUUCUUUCAGAGGUGUAAGCCUUACAUAGCCAUGAUUUCUCUGCAAUUUGGCUAUGCUGGCAUGAACAUCAUCACUAAGGUUUCACUCAACCGAGGAAUGAGCCACUACGUGCUUGUUGUCUACAGGCACGCAUUUGCCACUGCUGCUAUCGCUCCCUUUGCUCUUGUUCUCGAAAGGAAAGUGAGGCCAAAGAUUACAUUUCCUAUUUUCAUGCAACUUUUUGUUCUCGGGCUUCUUGGGCCAGUGAUUGAUCAGAACUUCUACUACGCCGGGCUGAAAUUUACGUCACCUACCUUCUCUUGUGCUAUGAGCAAUAUGCUCCCAGCAAUGACAUUCGUCAUGGCAGUCCUUUGCAGGAUGGAGAAGUUGGACGUGAAGAAAAUUAGAUGCCAAGCAAAGGUGGUGGGAACAGUAGUGACAGUAGCUGGAGCCAUGUUGAUGACACUUUACAAAGGAAAUGUCAUUAAUCUUGUGUGGUCUGAGCAUAUGCAUCACUCUCAAUCAAAUUCCCCUGCACAGGCCGCUGGAAUCAGUGACAAGGAUUGGGUUACGGGUUCCAUUCUUCUCAUCAUUGCUACCCUUGCCUGGGCUUCUUUCUUCAUCCUUCAGGCAGUGACAAUGAGGAAAUACGCUGCUCAUCUCUCACUCACAACACUUGUGUGCUUCAUAGGCACACUACAGUCUAUAGUUGUCACUUUUGUUAUGGAGCACAGGCCCUCAGUUUGGACCAUUGGAUGGGACAUGAAUCUUCUAGCUGCUGCCUACGCUGGUAUAGUGUCAUCAAGCAUUGCAUACUAUGUCCAAGGAUUGGUCAUGCAGAAAAGAGGACCUGUCUUUGUUACUGCCUUUAGCCCUCUGAUGAUGAUCAUUGUUGCUAUCAUGGGCUCUUUUAUCCUUGCUGAAAAGAUUUAUGUCGGAGGUGUUCUUGGCGCUGUAUUGAUUGUAAUGGGACUUUACUCGGUUCUGUGGGGCAAGUACAAGGAGUACAAAGAGAAGGAAGCCAUUGAAGAAAUUCCUGAAGCAGUAAAGGAAGGUGGAGAUCAUAAUAAUGGUAGGAUAGCAACAGUGAUGGAAGACAUUGAAGCAAAUGGAAUUGAAAUGCCAAAGAAUGAAACUAACAGAGAAUUUGUGCCCGUAUUAGCCAUCAGUGCUCCCAUUCCACAACCUCCCAUGAUUGCUGUGGAAACACCAAAAGCUUAAAGCAGCUUAGAAUGAGAAAUACAGAAAUAAUAUCUUUGCAUUGUUGCAUGGUGGACGUGGACUAAUAGAAGUGAGGGAAAGAGGGGCUUUUUGUACUUUUGAUCUCAAUAUUUUUAAUUUCUUUUGACAAUGUGAGUUACAAUAACUAUUAUGUUAUCUUUCAUGUAAGCUUAUAUUUAGCAAAGCUUUAAUGAAAAGAAAAUGAGAAUCACUUUUUAAAA